AUGGCUAGUGAAAUAGUUAAAACUUUUAAUCGCGUAUCUGGAUCUAUACAAAGUAUUUUUGUGCCUAGAAAUUAUGAGGACGAGAAAGAAGUCGAAAAAUAUAUACUAGAAGAGAAAAUAAAACAGUCGUUUAAUGACUUUGUGGAAAGAUCCGCGGCAAGUACACAAGUACCUGAAUAUACAAAUUUUCGAUCUGAACCUACAGCGUUAAUGUCCACGCCACAAUUAGCUAUGGUUCAUGGGAAAAAAGUAGAAUCGCAUAUUAUAAAAACCAAGGAUAACUAUCUCUUGACUUUACAUCGGAUUUUCAAUGGAAGCAGCAGUCCAGAUAGAACAGUAAUACUGCAUCACGGUUUGAUGGGCAGUUCAGCUGACUGGAUAUUAUUGGGACCUUCGAAAUCGUUGCCUUACAUAUUAAGUGAAGCUGGUUUUGAUGUCUGGAUGACCAAUGCAAGAGGUAAUUAUUAUUCCAGAGGUCACCUGUUAGAGAGAGUCAAUUCAUCAAAUUACUGGAAGUUCUCAUUUCAAGAAAUGGGAGAAUACGAUCUGCCAGCUGUCAUAAAGUACAUAAAGAAGUUUAAACCGAAGAACGAAAAAAUUAAUUAUAUAGGUCACUCUAUGGGAUCGACCGCUCUUUUAGUCCUGCUAUCGACGAAUCCUCGCUACAAUCAAUACUUACGCAUGGGUAUUUUGUUAGCACCUUUAGUUUUUAUGUCAAAUGCACAAGGUCCUAUAAAAAUGCUCACUACGAUGUCUAACCAUCCUCCUGGCAGGCUAUUGAAAGUAAUAGGUGAUACAGAAUUUAUGCCUUCUCGAAAAAUGCCCAAAGUUAUGGCGACGAAGUAUUGUACUCGUCCCAAAUUGUUUUGUAAUAAUCCACUUUUAUUCCUUACUGGUGGCAUAAAUGGGGAUGAAUCUGUAUCUGAUGACAGUUUCCUAGCAAGGCUACUGUAUCAUGUUCCGGCAGGCACUUCGACGAAUACUAUACUUCACUAUGGACAAUUAGUGCAAAAUGGGGGAUUUCAUAGAUUUGGCGAUCCCUCAUCAGAAUUUCAGUUGCGUAAUGUGAGGCUUCCAAUUGCUUUGAUCAGUUCCUCAGAAGACUGGCUAGCGACUGUGCCUGAUGUAAUGAGACUUUUCUUUACUAUUGAAAAUCCGAUAGACCAUUAUAUUAUACGUGAAAAGAACAUGAGUCACACUGAAUUUGUAUGGGGAGCUGAUGCGGACGUAUUAGUUUUCUUUAAAAUUUUAAAACUCUUAGUAGUCGGUCCUAGUUACAAAUUUUAA
Diatraea saccharalis (sugarcane borer) is the source of this 1287-nucleotide messenger RNA. Lineage: Eukaryota; Metazoa; Arthropoda; Insecta; Lepidoptera; Crambidae. The record is from the annotation of a GenBank genome assembly.